AUGAGAUAUGACGAUCUACCAAUCAAGAGAUCGCGUAUCGACCGCGUGGGCUCCAUGGACUAUCCCAUGGACGCCGCCAUUCGUAACUUGCACCACGCCGGAGGACGAAGAGGCAAAAAUCCACAUAAAGUAAAGAGCCAUAGUGCAAUGCAUGAGGAAAUGGAUACAGGCAAGCCGGAAAAGGUCAAAGGGAAGGUACAGCAACCAAAAGCAGAAAUGCGGCUCCAGCAAAAAGUACAAAUGAAAAGGAAAAUGUCUAGCGUCAAGAAAAUGCACCAACCAAUGCCCCAGAGCAGAGGACUGGUUCGCACUUUGAACAGCACUGCAAUCAGCGUUCCCCGAGCUUGGAAGAAAGAGGAAAGCCGAUGA
Molecule: messenger RNA, 369 nt
Organism: Cylicocyclus nassatus
Lineage: Eukaryota; Metazoa; Nematoda; Chromadorea; Rhabditida; Strongylidae
Source: the annotation of a GenBank genome assembly